AUGCCUCAAGCCCAGCCAGAGCUCAAGAAGUACCUUGAAAAGCGCAUUCUCGUGUCGCUGAACGGCAGCCGCAAAGUCCAGGGAACCCUCCGAGGAUACGAUGUCUACCUGAACGUUGUGUUGGACGAAGCUGUGGAGGAGAAGAAAGACGGCGGAAAGGAGAGGCUCGGCAUGGUCGUCAUUCGAGGAAACGCUGUUGUUAUGCUCGAGGCGCUCGACCGCAUCAACACAGAC
Molecule: messenger RNA, 234 nt
Organism: Paraphaeosphaeria sporulosa
Lineage: Eukaryota; Fungi; Ascomycota; Dothideomycetes; Pleosporales; Didymosphaeriaceae
Product: like-Sm ribonucleoprotein
Exons: 3
Biological process (GO): spliceosomal snRNP assembly; mRNA splicing, via spliceosome
Cellular component (GO): U1 snRNP; precatalytic spliceosome; U2 snRNP
Molecular function (GO): RNA binding
Source: RefSeq, a predicted model, not a curated record